Messenger RNA from Tigriopus californicus, 4276 nucleotides. RefSeq names its product cytotoxic granule associated RNA binding protein TIA1-like. The transcript is spliced from 9 exons. Gene Ontology annotation, molecular function: mRNA binding. NCBI's taxonomy places the organism in Eukaryota, Metazoa, Arthropoda, Copepoda, Harpacticoida, Harpacticidae. The coding region runs from base 1187 to 2416 and encodes 409 amino acids. The record is from RefSeq and is a predicted model, not a curated record.
GCACAAGCGGAGCAGACGUCGUUUGAGAUUGGGUUGGAUCGAGUUCCAACGUUGAGUUCUGUGCGCACAGAGAAUCGGACCAUCGACGUGUUCCAACAUAAUCAAGUUUCAUUUUGGACCAUUACUUCGGUGUCGAGUCGUUAGCCAUAGGGUGAGGUCAAAAUCGCCACCUUGUUAUCUCUGAUUGAUCUCAAGUUUGCUGAUUACCGAGUGGGACCAACUCUGUCGGGUAUGGUUCAAAUCUUCCGGUUCCUUCUUGUUGCCAUCCCCAAACGAUUGUCCGUUUGAGUCCUUCGAAAUCUGAGGGACGUCUUUUUUCCACCACGCACACGAGAAGAAGGGCGAGAGAAAAAAAAGGCUAUCUAAACAUUACACCUACGCACAGAACAACUCGAACACUUUCCUUUUUCUCGCCGUCUCCAUUCACGGUCGUGGAAAAACGGGAACCAUUCACCAAAGGACUUUGAAUCUGGAGCGCCAUAAAGCCUCCAUCUUCGACAGCUCGACGGACUGAAUCUGCCAAAGAGUUGGUUCAGACUGGAAUCCCUUGCCAAAGCUUGACAGUUGGAAGUGAUCUCUGGCCAAGAAAACGUCCGUCUUCUUGGCACUUGGCACAGAACAAGUGGUUGUUGAUACUCCCGCUCUUCCCAGAGCUCCAGUGGCCUUUUCAGCGACCACUCAGUCUACCAACUGGCUCGUUGCGACCCUCUGGUCCCUCGUUCCUUCCCUCGUUCGCCUGUGAGCGAGUAGGUCGAUCCUUGCUAACCCAGGGAUUUAGGAACUGGACCAACGACAACGGAAGUGGGAUUUUUUGCCAAUCACCAAUUGAUUUGCUCUUCUUCUCGUGCUCCUCAAUCAAACCCUUGGCCAACUUAUUUUCCCGGGCAUUUAAUACCCCAGGAGGCUAUUGGUAGGGAACAAAAAUAUUUGGGCAGUGUUUUCAUUCUUCAAACCAAAUGAUCAUCAUCAUUGCCAGACCCACGAGGGGAUGAACACUUGAACAACAACAACAACAACAGCAACACAAGGAGGGAAGUGCCCACGACAAUAGACACAAAGAUAGACCCUUAGAGCCCAACUCUUUCAAGCCCGGAUCGACUAUUGUGACUUGAAACCACCGCAUACCCUACACUACCAAUCCAUCGUGUCCACCGUGCAUGUGCAAAUUACAGUUACAACUAGCGACAUGUCUACUUUGAUGAUGCCCGCCGCCACCAUGACCACAAUGACGAACACAAGCCCCAUUGCUGUGACUCAGCCCAAAGCUGGGGCGAACACAGUGGCCGCAGUGGUGGCCGCCUCGGACCCAACCGCCGCCAAAAUGGGUAUCAUUAACAACAAUAAGCAAGAUCAUUAUGCCAUAUUUGUGGGGGACCUGAGUCCCGAAGUUGAAACACACCACCUUCGUGACGCAUUUGCAACCUUCGGUGAAAUCUCGGAUUGCCGCGUGGUUCGAGAUCCUCAAACGCUCAAAUCUCGAGGUUACGGGUUUGUGUCCUUCGCCACGAAGAUCGAAGCUGAGAACGCCAAGGCAGUGAUGAAUGGUCAAUGGCUGGGAUCACGAUCCAUCCGAACCAAUUGGGCCGCCAGAAAACCACCCUACAAUCGCAAUGAUGCCAAUGCCAAGCCGCUUACCUUCGACGAAGUUUACAAUCAGUCCAGUCCAACGAACUGCACCGUGUACUGUGGGGGUAUCGCCAAUGGAUUGUCCGAAGAGCUUUUGCAGAAAACCUUUGCACAUUUUGGAUGCAUUCAGGAGAUCAGGAUCUUCAAGGACAAGGGUUACGCCUUCAUUCGGUUCUCAACCAAGGAAUCCGCAGCUCAUGCAAUUGUGGCCGUGCACAACACCGAUGUGAAUGGCCAUACGGUGAAAUGUUCAUGGGGAAAAGAGUCUGGAGAUCCGAAUAACCUCUCUGCAAACAGCCAGCUCUCUCUACCCCAGUUGAUUCCCGGUGUCCCGUAUGGCAUUGCUGCAGGUACAGCACCCCACAUGGCGGCUGCCACGGCGGCCGGAUUCUAUUACCCGCAACAGGUGGCCGCCCAAGCCGCCACCAAUUAUCUGCAAGGGAUCCAAGGAUAUGCCUACAAUAUUGGAGCUUCCUUCCCGCAAGGGUACAUUAGCGGUCUCCCGACUGGAAUUCAGGUGGGCGCAUCUUAUGGUAUUCCCAGUCCGACGUCGGCCGCUGCAGCCGCCGUGACCGCUGCAGCUGCCGCUCAAAUUCCUCCCAGCCAACAGGCUGCCUUGGCGGCUCAGGGAGCGGCCUUACAGCCGGGAGUCAUGACGGGUCCCUAUCCAGGUGCGGCGACCAUGCAGCAAUUCCAGACUACUGCAGAUGAUAGGAAUAGCUUAAUGAAAAGACACGCCCCCAACCAUCACCAUCACCAACACCAUCACAAUGCCUACGAGUGGCUAUGAAGCACUGAGCGGAUAAAAAGAGCGAGAAUCACGAUAGCACAAUUGAAAAGCGAGUACGAGUGACCACCAGCAUUGCCGCCUCCACCACCACCACCACCACCUCCACCACUACCACCUCCACGAAGAAGAAGAAGAUGAUGAUGAUGAUGAUGAUGAUGGUGAUGAUGGCGAUUUUAUGAAGAUGAUGAUGAUGACAAUAACCACAACAUCAACAGCAACAAAAACGACGUGUGAGAAGAUACCGGGUGCGGACUUACAUAUGAUGAGAACGUAACAGUUUGUAAGAUAUAUGCAUAAGUCAGCGAACCCAUCCACAAAUAUAUACAAGAAAACUACACAAAAAUAGCGUAAAAUACUACUACCAUUACCACCACUUGCAACAUUAUUGCAAAUAGUACUGAAAACCAUUUUCUUAAGGUGGGCAAAGAAGCAAGUGAAAAUGGAAAAUCUAAGUCAAAUGAAUACUUCAUCCCAAAAAAUGAUGAAUGAAACGCCCUCCUUCAUGCGAGUAUACAACCUAACCCUAAACACACACACACACACACGAAUCUGUUACCUACAUUGAGCAACGUAACCAUUAUUACCAAUGAUAUCCAAAAUAAUGCCUUUCCCACCCACCCGGUCCGACUCCGCCCUUCAUUCAAAAAACAACCACCACCACCACCAAUACCAACACCACCAAAGUCGUUCAAUUUAGCUGAAGAAGUGCCAAGUUUUGUAGUCAAAGAAAAAGAAAUAUGCGAAGAAAACCAAACCAACUAAAUACUUUAUUUCCCCACCCUGCCCCUCUGUCAAGGGAAGUGCCCCGAUGCAAAUGGGUUGCUCGUUCCAAUGCUCGAUGCCUGAGCUAAUCGGUGACCCCCUUGACCGAACCCCCAAAAGAGCAACCCAAUGUGGGUCAUGUCCCGUGGGGGGCGAGCCGCAACUUUGCAGUAUAAAAGUCUUGUCCCCGCCUCAAAGAAAGACGCUCUCGUCAUCGGUUUAGACCAGACAAUCAAAAGCAUCGAUCCCCCAAAUCCUUGUCGAACAUUUGAUGAAUGUUGAGGAUCUGUUUGUCCCACACCGCCCUCCCUGUCCGCUCCACCAGCUUCACACCACCCCGUUAUCUCUUGUUGAACAUGUUCCAAGUACUUACGUACGCACGUACUUGAAUGGCCGUUCGUUCGACCCUGCGCUCCCGUGAAUGAUGAUACAAAAACACGACAAAAUAUAAAUGGGACAUAUGCUUUAGAACCAAUUGCGCGAGGCUCUGGGUCAAUACAAAAAAUGAUCCCAACCUCCUUGUUACGGUGUGGAAACGGAACGCAAUGCCAUGUCUCUUUGGAUCUAGACGUUGUUGCACCCAGAGAAACCAACCCAACAACUAACCACUCACCAACCACCAACCAACCCAAUGUGAUAUCUGUGCACUAGGAACUGUUUUCGCCCCCUCACACAGAUCCAUUUAGAUCCUCCAAAUCUGCCGCUGUCCAGGGAGCUCUUGUUAAUUGGUAGAAUCACAUAUCCAGUCAAAAAUGCGUAAUUUAAAAACGAAAUAACACAAGCAAGAACGAGCCACAAACUACAAACUGAAAUUCUCGAACGCAUGCACUGGAAAAAGCACCAUCUCCAAGCACAGAAUUCCCCGCUAUACCACCCAUGUCUGUCCCACCCAUUCUGACCCUCGGCCCUGAUGAUUCUGCCCAUGUCCCCCAACCACACCCAAUCUCAUAGGUCCCUGAACGUAUCCAGUAAAUGACUAUGUAACAAACCCAAUAAUCCUGAGCUGCAUCAAAGAAACAGCAGUAACACCAACGAGAAGGGACAAAAUAGCACUGACAUAAUAAUGAGUAACAUGAUAUGCUAAGUAGACGUAAGUGU